Messenger RNA from Synchiropus splendidus (mandarinfish), 2805 nucleotides. RefSeq names its product F-box and leucine-rich repeat protein 14a (gene fbxl14a). Gene Ontology annotation, cellular component: SCF ubiquitin ligase complex. The record is from RefSeq and is a predicted model, not a curated record. Bases 508 to 1719 code for a protein of 403 amino acids. Lineage: Eukaryota; Metazoa; Chordata; Actinopteri; Syngnathiformes; Callionymidae. Gene Ontology annotation, molecular function: protein binding. Gene Ontology annotation, biological process: SCF-dependent proteasomal ubiquitin-dependent protein catabolic process. The transcript has a single exon.
CACAGAUCCGGCUGCUACGACGCUACUGGGAGCUUCAGUCGGCUGAGGGGCUGCUUCAUUCGAGCCUGUGUCUUUUCGCGAGAGAAUUCCUGCUUUCCGAAAACCAACGGCGAUGAUCUCGAGUGAAGGGAUGGGUUCUCUGUCCGGGCGGCGUGGAUGAAGAAGCGAGCGUUUACACAUCGAGUGUGGAGCCGACUGUGCUAACGGCGUUAGCUUAGCUCUCAAGGUAAAUAUUGCGACUGGCGUUCGGAAUUCUGGAAUUACAUUGGCCUCCACGUCGCCAGCUCAAGGCUUUAUUUCUUUGGAACGCAUUUGAACGCCUCGCACCGACGGCGUGGGCCAUGUGAGAUGGAGGGUUUGCUUCUCGCUUUCGUCCAUACGCUCGCAUGCUAUAGUUAGCUCGUCCGCCAGACUGCAAGUUGGGCUGCGGAGUUUCAGCGAGCGAACCUGGACUCUAAAGCCCCGGAUUCAGUCGCCGCCACCGCUCAGAGGGAAACGAUCGCAGUCAUGUUCGAGAUGGAGACGCACAUAUCAUGCCUUUUCCCGGAGAUCCUGGCGAUUAUUUUCAGCUAUCUGGACGUGAAAGACAAAGGGAGAGUAGCCCAAGUGUGCGCGGCCUGGAGGGACGCGUCCUACCACAAGUCGGUGUGGAGGGGGGUCGAAGCCAAGCUCCAUCUGCGCCGAGCCAACCCGUCGCUCUUCCCCAGCUUGCAAACCCGGGGGAUUAAAAAGGUCCAGAUCCUCAGCCUGAGGCGAAGUCUGAGCUACGUGAUCCAGGGGAUGCCGCACAUCGAAAGCCUUAACCUGUGUGGAUGUUUCAACCUCACAGACAACGGACUGGGACAUGCCUUUGUGCAGGACAUCCCGUCCUUGCGGGUUCUGAACCUCAGUCUGUGCAAGCAGAUCACCGACUCCAGUCUGGGCCGGAUCGCGCAGUACCUGAAGAACCUGGAGGUGCUGGAGCUGGGGGGCUGCAGCAACAUCACCAACACCGGCCUCCUGCUGAUCGCCUGGGGCUUGCACAGACUCAAGAGCCUGAACCUGCGCAGCUGCCGGCACGUGUCCGACGUGGGGAUCGGUCACCUCUCGGGGAUGACCCGCAGCGCCGCGGAGGGCUGCCUGUCUCUGGAGAAGCUGACCCUGCAGGACUGCCAGAAACUGACCGACCUGUCCCUCAAACACGUGGCCAAGGGCCUGAACAAGCUGAAAGUCCUCAACCUCAGCUUCUGCGGCGGGAUCUCCGACGCCGGCAUGAUCCACCUCUCGCACAUGACCCACCUGUGCAGCCUGAACCUGCGCUCCUGCGACAACAUCAGCGACACGGGCAUCAUGCACCUGGCCAUGGGCUCGCUGCGGCUCUCCGGCCUGGACGUCUCCUUCUGCGACAAGAUCGGGGACCAGAGCCUGGCCUACAUCGCCCAGGGCCUGUACCAACUCAAGUCCCUGUCACUGUGCUCCUGCCACAUCAGCGACGACGGCAUCAACCGCAUGGUGCGGCAGAUGCACGAACUGAAGACGCUCAACAUCGGACAGUGUGUGAGGAUCACCGACAAAGGCUUGGAGCUGAUCGCUGACCAUCUGAGCCAGCUGACGGGGAUUGACUUGUACGGUUGCACCAAGAUCACCAAACGGGGUCUGGAGAGGAUAACGCAGCUCCCGUGCCUUAAAGUGUUGAACCUGGGACUGUGGCAGAUGACUGAGAGCGAGCGGGUGAGAUGAAGGCCGGAGCAGGACUGUCUGCCUCCUCCUCCUCCCAGCUGCGGCGUCAACACGAAUAUGCAUCGCUCCCUCUGUACAGUUCCCACUCUCUAGCUACCUCACCCGUCCUACACAGGAGUGCCUAUCUCUCAGUACUAGAUCGCAUAUUUUUAUGAUUCGAUAGAGAUGCGUCAUUGCAGAGUUUUAGGCAUUUUAACUUCUUAACACAAACGCUGGAUUGACGUUUUGAUAGAAUGAAUUUGGCCGAUGUAUUUUUUUAAUUGCGUAACCGAUAUUUCCUUUUUUUUUGUAUUAAAUGACUGUUGUACUUCAAAUUGAAGUGGGUGGAUCACUCCUGUAUGUUUGUUUAUCCAUGUAUAGUUGUUUUAUAUUUGAGAAGAGAUGCGAUUGUGAUUCAGUUCUCGCUACGUUCACAUUACUAAUGAGUUAAAGUGAUAUAAUUAGGGACUUUGUAACAUGUAUAUCAUGGUGAAGUAUUUAAAAUGAACAUCAAAACUGUUAAAAAAUAGAGGCUUAUUAUGAUGUUGAAUUGUCUUAUCAAUUAUAACAUAUUUAGAUCCUCUUAUUUAAGUGACUGAAAGAUAUGUAUUUUGCUGUAUUUGUGUCCCAAACACACCACAUUACUAGUCUUAACAAGGUAAAGUGAACGUAGCCCAAGUUUCACCAACACAAAUGCAGUGAAGUCUCCAGUUCUCAGCUGCCAACAUUUUUUGUUUUAAUGCAACUUGUCUUAAACUGUUUAUUUCUCCGGACGAUCUUCCAGCUGGAAAGUCUGACGUUGUCUUUUGUUUUUUGUUUUUUUUUUUAGGCGGGAAAAAAGCAGUAAUUUAAGAUUGUUUUAUAUUCAUACAGUAGUGAUAUUUAUGAAUGAAGAUUGCAAAUAUGUUCAUUUUUGACUGUUUUAUUUGUAGUCUUUUACAAAAAAUAACAGCUGUGCAUUUUUUUUCCCUCAAAUUUAAUUCUAUGGCUUGUGCAGUUUUUGGGUGCCAUUUGAAAUGUCUUCCCUCUGUAAAAAAUGAGUCUUAAUAGUCACAUUUAUUUUGUGUAUAAUAUGCUGAAAAAAGACAAUAAAAAAGUUAAUUGGAA